AUGGUAGUAAAAGUUACAAUGUACCAACUUCAACUGAUAUUUUGUUUGCCUAUUAGAGCUGGAUUUGGUGGGCUUGUUCGAAAUUCUGCAGGUUUUUAUCUCUCGGGGUUCUCCGGAUUUGUCCUAACUUCAACUGAUAUUUUGUUUGCCGAGCUCACCGCAAUUCACCGUGGUCUUCUUUUAGCUGUGGAAUUGGGAAUAGAAGAAUUGGUGUGCUACUCAGACUCCCUGCUCUCUAUAAGCCUCAUUACUGGUCAUGCCUCUAAUCUUCAUGUAUAUGCAGUUUUAAUACAAGACAUAAAAGACCUCUUGUCCUCAAGAAGCUUCACCAUUCAUCAUUGUCUCCGUGAAGGAAAUCAAUGUACUGACUACAUGGCAAAGAUUGGGGCCAACUCCAAUCACUUCUCAUGCUACUCCUCCGAUCGAUCUCCUCCCUUUGAUUAG
Medicago truncatula (barrel medic) is the source of this 444-nucleotide messenger RNA. RefSeq lists its product as uncharacterized. Bases 1 to 444 code for a protein of 147 amino acids. Gene Ontology annotation, molecular function: RNA-DNA hybrid ribonuclease activity; nucleic acid binding. Lineage: Eukaryota; Viridiplantae; Streptophyta; Magnoliopsida; Fabales; Fabaceae. The transcript has a single exon. The record is from RefSeq and is a predicted model, not a curated record.